Messenger RNA from Morchella importuna, 1104 nucleotides. RefSeq lists its product as uncharacterized. Gene Ontology annotation, cellular component: mitochondrial outer membrane translocase complex; mitochondrial outer membrane. NCBI's taxonomy places the organism in Eukaryota, Fungi, Ascomycota, Pezizomycetes, Pezizales, Morchellaceae. Bases 1 to 1104 code for a protein of 367 amino acids. Gene Ontology annotation, molecular function: transmembrane protein transporter activity. Gene Ontology annotation, biological process: protein import into mitochondrial matrix. The record is from RefSeq and is a predicted model, not a curated record. The transcript has 3 exons.
AUGUCACUCAUCAUGGAUAAAACUAUGCUCCCUUCGUUUGUGACCGAAAACCCGAUUACACACGCAAUUUCUACGCUCUCUGAGAAUUUCCACGAACGAAGAGCAACUCUCGGUUUGACGAACCCGGGAACUAUCGAAAAUAUCUCACGUGAGGCUCUGAAAGAUGUAUUCUUGAACAACUUUCUUUUUUCGGGCAUGCGUGCCGAUCUUUCGAAGAGUUUCAGCAUGGACCCAAUAUUCCAGACCUCGCAUUCGUUUGCCAUGGGCGCCCAGGGAAUUCCGCCAUACACCUUUGCUGCACUAUUUGGAAACAGUAAGACUUUCCUUCAGGCCAAUAUUGACAAUGAGGGUCAACUUUCUGGACGUGCCAAUUAUCGUUGGACCCCAGCUCUCGUUUCUAAAAUUAACGUACAGCUUGCUCCUCCGGCGAUGUCUAGCCAAUCUGUCUUUACCAUGGACACAGAGUACACCGGUGCCGACUUUUCUGCAGGCAUCAAGUCUUUCAACCCUUCCCUUCUCGAAGGGACCCUUACUGGAAUUUUCAUCGGUUCCUACCUCCAAUCUGUUACCCCAAAUCUUUCACUCGGUCUCGAGUCAGUUUGGCAGCGCCAAGCUGCUUCAGUAGGCCCUGAAACCGCCCUUUCAUAUGUUGCACGAUACGCCACCAAAGAUUGGGUUGCUUCUGCGCAAUUACAAGCACAAGGUGCGCUCCAGGCUACGUACUGGCGCAGAAUCGCGGAGCGGGUUGAAGCUGGUGUGGACUGCCAACUUACUGUUGCUGGAGGGAUGGCUAGAAGCGGGGGUGGAAUGAUGGGUGGUAGUAUGAGGAAGGAAGGAGUUACAACAGUCGGUGCCAAAUAUGAAUUCCGGAUGUCGACAUUUAGGGCACAAGUUGAUACUUCCGGGAGGCUCUGUUGCAUGCUCGAAAAGAGAAUCGCACCCACGGUAUCAUUGACUUUCGUGGGUGAUGUGGAUCACUUUAAGAACCAGGCGAAACUUGGAUUCUCAGUGUCCAUUGAGGCUGCUUCCGAGGGUUUGCAGGAAUUGCAGGAACAGGCAGCCGCAGCCGGUACCGGGCCUUCGUCUCCCUCAGUACCAUUUUAG